CUUUACGUGAAGAAGAGAUUAGAAGAAGGCUAUGGUAACGAAAUUGCUGCUCAGGCGUUCGAAUUUAUCACUGGAUUUGCUUUUGUCGUAAAUUCAAGGAUACUGCGAUUUUUUCAACCUCAGGAACUGAUGGAAAUGGUUGUUGGUAAUGAAAAUUACGAUUGGGAUGUUUUUCGCCAGAAUACAGUAUACAAAGGGACGUACUAUUCACAGCACGAAGCAAUACUAUGUUUUUGGGACGUCUUCUUUGGUCUAAAUCUCGCUCAGAGGAAGAAGUUUUUGCAGUUUCUAAUGGGUACCACGCGGAUACCAAUACAGGGUAUGUCGGCAGUGAAGAUGUGCAUUCAGCCGUGCGAUGAAAAGGCAAUCCCAGUGGCACACACAUGUUUCAAUUUGCUUGAUCUACCGAAUAUCACUGAUCGAGAGGAAAUGCGUAGACGCCUACUAAUCUGUCUUGAGAAUACUCAUGGCUUCAAUCUUGUUUAA
Gongylonema pulchrum is the source of this 486-nucleotide messenger RNA. Lineage: Eukaryota; Metazoa; Nematoda; Chromadorea; Rhabditida; Gongylonematidae. The record is from the annotation of a GenBank genome assembly.